AUGACAGAGUUUGAGUUCCCUUUCUUCUUCAACUACCCUCCAUACUUUACGCUUCAGCCAGUGAAAGAGACCCGACAAAAACAAAUUGAACUUUGGGCGGAGCUGAUCUUACGAUAUUGUCGCCACAAUAAGGUGUACGUUCUGUCGACUGAUACAGCUGACGACUCCCCUCUCUUCUUCAACAAGCGAAUCGAGAGGAGGCUCAAUCGGGAAGCCAGGCUUGUCUUCUUGAACGAGCUCACUCAAAGAGGCAAUGCACAGUGGCUGGACAAAUCACAGCAGCGAUGCCUAGUGCUGUGGAAGAAGCUGGGAGAGUGGGCGGACGUGCUGUAUUCUGUCAUCAGGCAGUUUGGCCUGCAGGACACUGUCAUGACACUGGAUGAGCUGUCAUCCGGCGAUGAUGUCACGGGCACAGAGCUCGAGGGUGUACCAGCUGCUCUGCUCACUGAAGUCAUCCGCCUGUUGGAAGCACAAGGGAGGGCCCAGAUGUUUUCUGGGGAUGGAGAUGUCGGGGUGAAAUUCUCAUAGCAUGAUUGGACUUCUUGGAAGGAGCAGCCUGCAGCCCCACAGCUGUGUGGUGUCAUAGCCCACCCUGUGGCUAUGGUAUUUGCUGGCCAGCCCAUGGGCCCACACCAUAUCCACACCUUAAUCAGGAUAUGGUGGGAAUCUCAACAUGCCAAUAUGGAUCCUAUCCUUCCAGGGCUGGAACUUGUCCGACUGAAUUUUCGGGGGCUGGAAAGUCCCCUGUGAAUUGGGCCCUCAAUCAAAAUUAUGUGAAUGAUUAUGUGAUGAUGGAAAUUAAUGCAGCACUUGACAUGCUUAGCCAACCCCGGUCUUGCUUAGAGGUGCAACAACAUGCUGGAAUUUAGGACAGGAAUAAAGUUAUCAAAUUGUUGGUGACACUAGUUUAAACUUCCAGCUGCCCGAUCGGCGGCUUGAGCUU
Molecule: messenger RNA, 943 nt
Organism: Coccomyxa subellipsoidea C-169
Lineage: Eukaryota; Viridiplantae; Chlorophyta; Trebouxiophyceae; Coccomyxaceae
Product: subunit of ESCRT-II complex
Exons: 7
Coding region: 1-528 (175 amino acids)
Biological process (GO): protein transport to vacuole involved in ubiquitin-dependent protein catabolic process via the multivesicular body sorting pathway
Cellular component (GO): ESCRT II complex
Molecular function (GO): protein homodimerization activity; structural molecule activity
Source: RefSeq, a predicted model, not a curated record